Messenger RNA from Centropristis striata (black sea bass), 12341 nucleotides. It is a transcript of the gene mtcl2, whose product is annotated as suppressor of glucose, autophagy associated 1. The transcript has 24 exons. NCBI's taxonomy places the organism in Eukaryota, Metazoa, Chordata, Actinopteri, Perciformes, Serranidae. Bases 357 to 6023 code for a protein of 1888 amino acids. The record is from RefSeq and is a predicted model, not a curated record. Gene Ontology annotation, biological process: regulation of autophagy.
AACACUGGCUCUCUGUUCUCACCACUACUCCUCCGUGCAGGAACCGGCUAACCGGUCAUCGAGACACAUCCUGAAGAGAGGAGGGGAGGAUCUAUCAGAGCAAAGUGGAAUAAUUUACAGCAUUACUACACACACAGUGGAAAACGGGAUUACAUGUUACGUUUGUGCAGUUUUUGGUCUCCGCUUCCUGCUUCUUCGCCUUGUGGCACUACAGGAGCUCUCAUUGUGGCUGGAGCGAGGAUCCCCUCCUUUUGUUUUGCUCUGCAGUUGUUUAUUCGCACUCCAACUUCUGCCUCCUGUUUCCCCAAAUAGGAGGUUUCGUUUCGGUUUUUCUUGUUUCGGCCUAAACGGAAUGAAUGACAAAAACAAAGGAGGUUGAUGUCCAUAACUCUCCGACUCACCUCGUCUUCGCCUCGCCCAAGGAACGGAGACUCCAUCUCCGGCAGAAGAUGGAAAGCGGAGGCGGGACGGAGGGCUCGGACAGCGGGCAGACGCAGCACGCGGUGCCCGGGCAGCAGCCGGAGCUCUCUGCGGUGGUGUCCGUUCGGCCGCCGGGAGAGAAAAAGAAGAUAAACCGGGCUCCCUCCCCGGCCAGACCGAAGGAUGUACCCGGCUGGUCUCUGACCAAGAUCCGCGGAGGGAUUGGUACCCCGACCCUGAGCGUCAAGCCGGGAGCCAUCCACCUGGGGAGCCGCAUUUCCAGGCGCAGCCCCGUGGGGAGUCUUGCAGGAAAGGACGGUAAAGUGGACAAGAGCGGUGGUGGCAAACCGGUGGGGAAGUCCUCCUCCGCGUCGUUGUCUAAAGCAGCCAAGACGGCCAAGAGCACCGGAGGACGGAGGAAGGUGUCGGACGCCAGCUUAGGAUCCGAUGAUUUAUCUAAGGACUCCGGCUGCGCCACGGGGAAGCUCUCCCCGACCGACAGUAGCUCCGAGCUGUCGGACUGCGCCUCUGAGGAAAACAAGCUCUCGGCGGACGCUGUGAGCAGCGACGCCGAGUCGAGGAGCAGCCGAGGCGGUGGGCCGGACGGAGACAAGCCGCUCAGGAAUGGCGUGUUGGCGGACAGAGCUAGCCACCAUGCCGCCGCCAAGACCACCUGCUCCUCCGGGGAGAGGGACGACAAAGACCGGCUCUCUCUGGGCGUGGAGACCGGGGAAGGGAGCAUAUCCCCCGGCGAGGAGCGCUCGGUCACCUCGUUUGACAGCAGGGUGCCUGCCAGCACAUCCCUGGCUUUCUCGGACCUCACAGAGGAGUUUAUGGACGGCAUGCAAGAGGAGUUUGUCCGGGAAAUAGAAGAGCUGAGAUCUGAGAAUGAUUACCUCAAAGAUGAGAUGGAAGAGUUGAGAUCUGAGAUGCUGGAGAUGAGGGACAUGUACAUGGAGGAUGAUGUCUACCAGCUGCAGGACCUGCGGCAACAGCUGGAACAGGCUAACAAGACCUGCCGCAUCCUGCAGUACCGGCUGAGAAAGGCAGAGCGGCGCUCUCUCCGAGUGGCCCAGACCGGCCAGGUGGAUGGAGAACUGAUACGAACGCUGGAGCAAGAUGUCAAAGUGGCGAAGGACGUGUCCAUCCGUCUCCACAGCCAGCUGGACAGCGUGGAAAAGAAGAGGAGUCGCCUGGAGCAGGAGAAUGAGGAACUAAGGGUCCGACUGCAGGACCUUGAGGUCGCCAAACAGGUCCUGCAACAGGAGAUUGACAAGAACUCCCAGAAGAAAAGAGGAGCACGACCCAACAACAAACCUGAUAAGAAGCUAUGUCCGCAGGAGGACAGUUCAGACCUGAAGUGUCAGCUCCACUUUGCCAAAGAGGAAUCAGCCCUGAUGUGCAAGAAGCUGACGAAGCUGGUGAAGGACAGCGAGGCCAUGAAGGAGGAGCUGGCCAAGUUCAGGUCGAUGUACGGAGACGUCAACGCCUCGCUAACUGUGGAGGAGGUUGCUGACUCCCCCCACACCCGCGAGGCGGAGAUCAGAGUCCACCUGAAGCUGGUGGAGGAGGAGGCCAACCUGCUGAGUCGACGCAUCGUGGAGCUGGAGGUGGAGAACAGGGGGCUCCGAGCUGAGAUGGAUGACAUGAAGGGACCACAAGAUGGUCCACAGGACCUCGGUGGUGUUGGUGGCGGUCUGGGGGCUGGUCUUGGCCUAGGAGGAGGAGCCCUGGUGCUCGGGGGAGGAGCUUCGUCAGAAAACGUCAUGGAGCUCCAGAGACACCUCCAGUUUGUGGAGGAGGAGGCAGAGCUUCUGAGGAGGUCUCUCAUCGAGAUGGAGGAACAGAACAAACUCCUGAUGAAUGAGAUCAACCGAUAUAAAUCUGACCUCCCGCCGCCAACAUCCACACUGUCGUCCAAUUCGUUGGCAUCGCUGACGGACGGGCUGCUCAACGACAGCCCGGUGCACACCAUACAGGAAGGGGCGGUGCUUAUCAGCACAGACGCCCCGGCCCAGGAGGAGGAGCUCAGGCUGGCGAGGCUUCAGAUCGGAGAGCUGAGCGGGAAAGUGAAGAAACUGCAGUACGAGAACCGAGUGCUUCUGUCCAACCUGCAGCGAUGUGACCUGGCCUCCUAUCACGCUCCUUCAUCCUCCUCCUCCUCCUCCUCACUACGACUAGCUCUGGAGACUGACGCAGAGGCUGGAGACUCAGCUGAGUGCCUCCCAAGUCCGCCGCACCGCAAAGAGCCAGUCGGAGGUGAGAAUGACGCCCUAGAGAUCAAGGAACGGAAAAAGAAGAUCGAGGACAAUGCUGACGCACCAACCUCCCUCCCUGGUUACCUGGGGCAGAAGGACCAUGAUGCCUUGCUGGCCAUGAGGGACCAGGCUCGCUUGGUUUCCACAGCGAUACAGCUCCUGACCUCCCCCGAGUCCAACUGCCUCUCCUCCUCGCCAUCCAUCUAUCACAAGGUCUGCAGCAACGAGGCAGCAGAGCCGUGUGACCUGGAGAAACCUCAGAUCUCCGAGCUGUCGGACCUGGCGGACCGGCCCCUGGUUGGCGCUCUGACCAGCAGGCUCCAGGCCCUACACACCCAGCUACAGGCUUUUGUGGAGCAGGUAGACAGCCUGGGUAAACCCCCAGCAGGUGGGAGGGACCCUCAGGUGGAAGGAGCGUCUCCUCUGGCCUCACCCUGCUGCUCUGGAGAUGAGCAGAACGGGCUGAACACUGCCGCGGAGAAGCAGCCUGAUUAUAGGGACCAAUCAGAGCUGGAGGUGAGAGCUCAAACUGGGGAGAGCAGCCAAUCAGACAGCAAUGAGACACAAAAGCAGGAAGACAGCCAGCUGGAACACGGAGAGAAGGAGACAGACGAUGCACUGCGCAUCCAGUCCAAAGACAUCCAGGCUCAGCUGUCUGAAGUGGAGGAGUCGGCUCUCGAAACUCGGGAGGAGCUGGAGAGGGAAAGGCAAGCUCAGAGAGAAACCACUCUCAGACUCACACAGCUCCAGGACGAGCACCAGAAGGCUCUGCUCCGUCGGGACUUCCAGUUGCAGAGUUUGGGCCUCCAGGCUCGACUCCAGCAGAAAUUAUGGAGCCAGGAGAGGACUCUGCUGGUCCAGGAGUCCCAGCACCUCAAACAGGCGCUGUUACUGCUCAGCCUCAAACUGCGCUGCUUCCUCAAACAGUGGAGGCUGGGCGGCAGGAAGGACACAGAGUGGAAAGAUGUCCUGGAGAUGAACAGCCUGAAGGACCUCUACCUUCUGUUGGAGGAGGACAACCUGACAAGCCCCGCCCACCAGACUGACAAGCGGACUGCUGCAGAUGAACAUCCGCUCAGUCCAACAAUUAAGUCCAGUGCCGUGAGCAGCACCCUGGCAGACCUGAAGGUGGCGCUGCAGGAUCUGAGUGGAGAGUUACGACAGGAGAGACAAGGCUCACAAGAACUCACCCAGCAGUUCGCAAAGGCCAAGGCAUCAUGGGAAGUGGAGAGGACAGAACUAAAAAGCCUCAUCACGCAGCUUGAGACCAAAGCAGGCAAAGCAGCAGCUCUGUCCCCCACUGAUGCACUGGAUCCUCCAGACCUGAAGGGAGUGCUGAAGAGGGAGCGUGAAGAACACCAGCACCUCCUGGCUGACUCCUAUGCAGCUGUGAUGGACCUAACUAAACAGCUUCAGAUCGGAGAGAGGAACUGGGGCAGAGAGAAGCUGGAGCUGCUGGAGAGGUUCAGCCAGGAGAGAGCUCAGUGGGAGCAGAGACUGGGAGAGGCCACUGCACAACAGGGGAAGUCGAAGUCAUUAGGCAGCGAGUCCUCUGCAGACACAGUCAUCACUAAUGGAACAGGAUCACCAAGGACCAAAUCCACAUCGGAGCUGGAGUGCCCAGAAGUCAACGGAACAGUCAAUCAGGAGGACAGGAUCCAGUUUGUAAUACCAGAGCUGAGUGACCUCACCAGGAAGAACUGGACCUACCUGACCAAUGAGACUCCAGAUGUUGGGGACACCUGUAAAACCUGGGAUGGCCCCAGCGGCUCCUGCAGCAGCUUAGUGGGAUCAGAGCUGAAUCUGGAGUCAGUACAGAGGAGCUACACUGCUCCGGACCGCACCGGUAUCCGGAUCUACUACAGCCCACCUGUUGUACGACGCAUGGAGCAUCAAAGAAGAAGCCAGGGGGCCAAUGAGUCGGCCCAGAACGGGAGCUCUUCCCCAGGACUGAGUGGCUCAGACGCAGGCGUGGAAACUAUGGUGGAAACCCUCGAGGUUCAGCAGCAACAACCUCCAUCCAACUUUUCUUCCACGUACGAGCAGUGGCUGAGCUCGCUGUCCAAGCAGCACCGGGAGCUGCUGGAGAGCAGAAGUGGCUGUAUCGCCGGGUCGAUCCCCAGUGUUGCCAGCAACAGCGGCUCUGUUGAUGGGUUGACAUCCUCGUCAGCUUUCCACGGCCUAGCGAUUGGGGAGAUUUCAGCCAACUUAAGUGAUGACAUGAAGGAGAUGACCAACUGUGUCCGCCAGGCCAUACGCUCUUCCUCUCUGGAGAGGAAAUCCACCAAGGAACCUGGGAGUCAGGUGGGCAUGUCCACCAGGUCCACUCAGACUGCUGCGCAGUACGUCAGCAUCGGUCUUCAAACUGACAUCCUUCCCAGCAGGGGGUCAGGGUUACACUCCAAAUCCUGGUCUCCUCGCCCCUCAUCAGCAACCACAUCCUCGCUAGCGUCAGCCCGGACCCGGCAGAUAUCCACAUCACUGGAUAAAGUUCACAGCCGCAUCGAGAGGCCGUGCUGUUCACCCAAGUACGGAUCACCGAAACUACAACGCAGAGUGUCUUCUGGCUCCACUUCCAGACUGGAUGGCACUUCCUCCCCCAGGGACCGGAGCCUGUGGAGCCUCCAGCAAAGAUCCAUGAGUGGAGGGGGAGGCUCGGCCUGGGCACGCUCCACCACCACCAGGGACAGCCCCGUCCUGAACGGCCUCACAGACGGCCUCUCCAGCCUCUUCAGCGUGGUGGAACAUGCUGGAAGCACAGAGUCGCUCUGGAGGGGUGAUGGAGGAGCCAGCCAGGGUGCCAGUCCAGCACGGCAGCCUGCUGCUGCAGGUAAACCCUCCGCUGUGUCAGUCUGUGGAUCGGACCCUGGCUCUCAGCGGUACGGAGGCCUGGUCCAGGAGUUCUUCAGGAGUGUCUGCAGCAGCCGGAGCCAGGGAGGAGUCACCCUGUCUGUGGAGAGAGUGCAAAGAGAAGGGCUGGCUGCCGUGGGUAGUUUUGCUAGUGUGGAUGAGCCCAAGCCAGAGUGCGUGUCAGCCGGGGUUGGAGGACUCGGAUCGCUGGCUGGAAGCAACGACAAUGUGACCAGGAUCGUCAAUAAGAGGUUCAUGAGACAGACGGUCGGAGAGGAGAUGGGCACUAUCAUGGGAGGUGGGAAAGAAACGGUGAACAACGCGGGUGCUGCAGCAUCUGGGAUGGAGGAUGCACCCUGUGACUGUGCUGGCCAGUCUUCCUGCCUCGCCCGACCAUCAAGAGCAGCGACUCGCCAUUCGCUCAGCCAGUGCAAGCACCGCCCACAAGAGUCUCCGGCGGCAACCGAGGAGAAGGGGGACACCUGCAACGAGUGACGACACUCCUACUGCCACAUUCAAAGACACGCAACACACACACGCACACACACACACACACACACACACACACACACACACACACACAAGCAAUACUGAUUCUUCACAAACACCACUGCCAUGAACACACACUUUCUCACACGUCAGCAAAUGUACAUACACACCUACAACCUGCCACACAGGUGCACUGCCAAACAGAACACACACACCGCUAGCACACUGCACAGACUGCCCCACUAACCCACUGCCACAUGCACACAUUCAUAAAACACACACAGAAACACACAGAACCGGGGCAAAACUUGUCUUCGACUAAACCAUUCUGAUGCCAAGGACAGGAAAGACUGAAACCCAGCAACAGAUCCAACCAUCACAAAACUACCAGCAGGACAUUAAACAUUAAUACACACAUCAUCUGACACACUAAACUAAACACUCUGAAGAGAGUCUAACAAAUAAAACUAUGAUGUCAGGACUGGAUUUGCUAAACCCUCCCUUCCCCACAAUUUAAAGAAUAACAGGUACUACAAAUGGUCAGUUUUUUGGACUGGAAAAUCCACCUUUUUGACGUUAUCUUGCCACCAUGCUGUUGGGCCAGCAGCCAGGCGAAAGGAGAAUACAGCAAGGAGAAAGCAAUGGCGUCAGACAAGUUUGAAUAUGUGUUGAAAGUGCAUGUGUUACUUGUGGAGCUCCUGUUUAAAACUGGAGAGAAGACAUCCGUCACAGCUGGAAAGAGCUUCCACAGUACGAUAGCAACCCUGCAACCAUCCGUCUUUGAAGAGUUAUCUGCUGGAAAGCUCAGAUGAUUUCUCUCUGAACCUGGUCAUAUACUUACACGCUGUGCUGGGAAAUGCAAUUAUGCCUUUUUGACUGAUUAGCACAAUAACAUUCCAGCAAGUCCCUCCAAAAUGGAUCUGUAAAGGGCCACCUCUUGAUGACACAUGAGCUGCAGAAAACUAUUCAAUAUUUCAGUAGAUUGCAAAAGGAAGAACUCGAGGACUAUUGGACUACAAAUCCCAGCAUGACCAGACUUCAUUGAUGGAUGUUUGGACUUGUCAGCUCUAUAAAUGAGACCAUAAAACUGAUUUGAGUGGUUUAGUAAAACAACAAGAAGCUUCCCUGGCUUGUUUCAAUGUAACUGUCCACUAUGUCCCCAGAAGGACUUUGGCCACAAAUAUGGGGACUUUUUGUGGCAUCGUAGCCAUGACUUAAACCUUGUAGAUGUAAGAAAACCUACUUCAAACGUGUUACCCUCCAGAGUCUGAUUGGAAAUUACAGUUUUGGUUUCAACCUGUUACAGCAGGCAGAAAGUGCCUGUUUGUUUCUCUUCACUGAUGUCAAGAUUCAUCGUCAACUCUUUGGUGAUCUGAUGAUGACGUGUGGUGUAAAGUCCUACAGCACAUUGUCUUAAAACAUUUCAGAUGGAUCACCUUCUGAUUGAAUGCGAGGUUAACAUGAAAACCCAUAUGCAGAUUCCAUUUUGCAUUGGAUAGAGAUGCACUGAAAUGGCUUUAACUGAAUUUACCAGUUUUUGUCUCGACAACUAGUUCAAACUAGGGUCAAGUUCAGAAGAUUAUGUUGGUUUACACCAGGUGAGUGGCAAAGGUUGCCACAGUAAAUGUUAAAAUAACAAUCAUGAUAUCGAUCUGAUAUCCAUUGGUGCAUCCCUAUCCUCUGUAUCCUCUGUGUUUAAAAUUUCAAAAUGCUAAUCUACCAUCAUCCAGAAAUGCUCAUUAACUCUAAGUGUCCACUGAGAAUUCAGUCAAUGCAUUCCUUGUGUUAGAGUCUUUCCCAGAUGUGUAUCUGUUUUUAAUGCACAUUUUAUCAUUUAAUUCUUCUAAGUUUUAAAAUACUUCCACCUUUCUCUUCUUUCACGCACAAUUAUCCUUGUGUUGUAGUACUACACCGAAGGCGUAGCUACUGUACGAGAUCUACAUGCAUUUUGAAAAUGUAGCAUUAUUAUUAUGACAUAAUCUUGGUAGACAACAAGCUAAGAACUGUCCAUCUGCAGCCAGAGUAGUUAAAGCACUGACAGGUUGUUGGUUUUUUUGUUUGUUUUUUACUUUUUACGAAAUACACUCAUUUAAUUCUUUAUUUAUUAUCCCAAUAUUUUUGAGUUUAAAAUGUAUUUCCUUUACUACCUUCAUUGCAGCCAGAUUCAACGGUAUAAAAUGUAUUUGAAUAGGAUGUCUGCACACUUAAGAGAAAUAUCUGGAAAAGAAGCAAACAUUGGGGACUGACACAAAUGGUCAAAAUACUGGUAACUUAAAACAAUCAUAAUUGGAAAGGUUUUUUUUAUUCCAUUUCUUUGUCCCAUCCUUUUGUUUGCUAUGUUCUUCAAUCAACAGAUAUUCAAAGUGCCUGACAGAGUACCUACUAGUCAGCUCACACCAAAACUGGACUGGACAUAUAAAAACACACAUAACUAACCCAGCAGGCCUUUUUUAAUGGAUAAGAUUGUUUUUAUGCACAUAAUUGCGAUCAGGCUGUACUAAAGCUAAAAUAAAGUACUGUACCACAGUGGAGGAAGGACAAAAUGGUUUACAGGUAUAUUAGGAUAUAGUAUAUUCACUUUUUUAUACCAAGGGUUAUUGUAUUUCUGGAAAAGUAAAUUAUUUUUGUUUCAUUUAUUUUAUAUGGAUGUUUUUGCUGAUAUAUUAGCCUGUUUCAAUUCUUUCUAUUUAGUUAUCAUGGUGCUACUUAGUGUGCAGUCUGCUGUGGGCUCACCAUCUAUUUGAGUAUGUCUCUCCCACUGUCUGUGUACAAGCUGGAGUCCAGCAUUUCUCCAUCUCUGCACACCAUUUAAUGACUCAGCAGUUUAAAAUAGGGCAUUACAGUAACAGUACAUGUAUUCAAAUAACACAGCGAGGAAAAGCCACAGUCUAAAUGCUGCUGUCUGUCUCCACUCCAGCCCUUGCUCACUGCUGGUGGAAAACCAAACGUCUGAAACCAGUCACCGCUUCAAACGCUACUUGUCACAGGAAUAGACCUUCUGAUUCUUGACCACAAUUAUACAACAGGUAGUCUUAGCCAAGCAAUGUGAUUGGUUUAAGAACACAUGCAAUCAUAUAACCUUAUUAAAAUGAUUCCAAGUGUCCCAAAAAGCACAGCUAAUAUGGUUGAGUACACAUCCAUUUCUUAUUACAUUCCAUGAUAUCGUCUUUUAAAGGUUUAAAGUUACAUCACACAAAUAGAAGCCACAUGUGGUUAGGAGAAUGAACUUGAUAAUACAUAUUUUGCAACAUUAGUUGGAUUUAACAACAUCAGUAGAAAAGGGGGAAACACUGAAACAGCUUGCUAAGAUUUAGCUUGCCAAUAAGCUAACAGGUAAUUUAGCAAAGUAGCUACAGCGACCUGUACGUCAAAAUUGUUUUUUCCUACUUGGAAAAAUUACACUUUUAGGGAGUAAACGACAAAAACUAUACAGUUUGUAGUGUCAUACGCCUACAAUUCAAAAAAGUGGCUCUGAAAAGCAAAGAAAGCUUUGAAGCUUGUGUCUUUGCAGCUGUUGUCUGCAUAGCUUUAUAGAUUUUUGGGGGGGAAUUCCAACAGUUCUUUAAUUUCACCACCACUGCAGCAUAAUCCACUACUUUUCUGCCCCUCUCUGUAUGUUGGUUAUGUUUCCAACAAAAUAUUUACCAAAAUGCAGCUAAAUGUACUGCUUCUGUUUGGCAUUAGCAUGGUUUGCUGCACAUAGCUAUGUAUGCUAACAUAGACAACAUUUUAAAGGUUUUCAGCUGAGUAUUACUGAUCAGGAGGUCUGUCACAUUUUAUCUGACUUUCACAUCAAUGACCACUUCUCCUCAUACAGUGUUUGAGAGCACAUUUUCAAAAACACAAUGAAUUUCAGCACCCAACACAAUAAAGCUGCUGAAACCUCUACAGUUAGCCACACAGACACUUUACUACGGACGGCCAUGUUUCCCACAACUAAGAUGUUAAAAGAAUCAAGAUUAGGCAAUGGCAAUAUAUCCCACUUUUUGACAAAUAUUAGCCACUAAUUCUAGCUUCUUACACAAAUUACAGUAGUGCAUGUCAAGACAGUGGUAGGUGUAGCCAACAUGUCAUUAUCUACAUUUGAAAAAUAGUUCAGACACAUUAGUAGUAUUGUGGAAAAAGUGAAAUAAAAAGCAACUGAGUACAUUUUUCCGUUCAUUGUGGCCCAUAAGCUUGGGGGCCUCCAUUAUGGCUGCUGAAUCUGUGCCAAAAAUCUCCAUAUAACAUUAAAAAAAAGAGCUUGAGAAGUUGAGACACAGUGCAGAGUGUAACAGCAGUCCGAUAAUGACUCAGUCAUCCCACAAUGUCUCACCACACACCAGGAUGAACCUAUAUCAUACCCUAAUAUUAGGUUUGGCAUAAUUUAUGCUUUUUGGAUACACUGCUAUAAACUACAGAGUCUAUCGAAAUUUUAUCGAAAGUCUAUUGAAAGUCUAUUGAAAUUUUAAAAAGUAACGUGUAAAAAAGCAACCAAAUGCCAAUCACAAAUUGGAUUUUUGUUUCAAUAGAACAAAACACAUACACCCCAUACAAAAUAAAAAGCACAAACCUGAAAAAAAUCUACUUUUUGGUUAAAAAUAAUUAGAGGAAUUUUAGCAUAAUUUACUAAAAUUGUUUUAAGCAGUGAUUUGAAUGUAUGUUGAAUGUUUCUGAUGUUGCCCAAUUCAAUGGAUGAAACAUACAUUUUGAUAGCGAGAAAGUUUGCCAGAUUCUGCUCUACCUCUUUUUACACCAUUACUAAACUCUGAGACAUUUCGUUAGUUGUAAAUAACUCAAAACAUAACACUAAAGUUGAAUUGUGCAUCAGUCUUCUGAACAUAUUUGGUAUACCCUAAGUCAGUUCUGUUGUCAAUGAGAAGGUGACUUUGUGCCUUUUCCUCUACAAAGAUGUCUUGGUUUUAAUUAAAACUCUUGUUUUUCUGCAAUUAUUUGGCUCCAACAAACUCCAUGAUGACUAUUUCCAUCUGGAGUUAGGAUUUUUUGUCUUGUAGUAGGUGUAGACUGAUUUGUGUUUACAUUAAUCUUCAAUGGUUCCUCUAUUACAUACUUUGUGACGGACAUGUUGCAAGCCAAUAAGGGAUCUCAGUGUCAGGAGAACGGUAUGCCUUAGAAAUUAGCUUUGCUUCACUUUUGUGUGACCUCCAGAUGGUUGAGAAUUCGGACCAAGGUUACUCUUUGGUUAAAUGUUGUAAUUGACCUCAAGUCUUAGGUUUUGCUGCUGAUAUUGCAGAGUCUAGCACAGGCCCUGAUUUUAGACAAUAUGAUAUUUAACAUUUCCAACACAUGUUCAGGUUGUGGAUGAAACUGCCACAAAAAAUACAUAAAAUAACAAUUUGUACUACUAUUAAACUUACUGAGAAGAAUCUGAUGUGACAUGUAGCUGGAAGUACACCUCACAGCUCCUCCUGGUAUUAACUGCAACAUUUAUGUAUUUUCUGGUAUUUGCUAUAAAGAUCUGUUAUGGCGCAGUCAGCAUAAGACGCAUUUCUCUUUUCGACUCUGAUGUCAUUGGUCGGUUCUGUCUCUGCCUCUCCAGCCUUUCCACCUGCCCGCCAGGUGUUACAUUUGCUCCUCCCCCUCAGGUUAUAAGUACUUGACAUUGCAGCCAAUGACAGACGGUUUUACAGGUCACACAGCAUCACCAGCCAAUGACUGAUGAGUUUCUAGCAGGUUGCAUGGCACAAACCAUGAGUGUCAUUAUUCCCGGUGUGUCUGUAUCUGAAUCUUUCCAGCCUUUUCAACCUUUUUCCAUACCAUUCAUAUAAUUAUUACAUCCUGGGAAUAUGUAAAUGAAUUCUUAGCUGUUCAUAAUGUUAGCUGAACUAUUACCUAGAGACUGCCUGUAUAUUCGCUUUAUAACCUACUCUUGUCUUUUUUUAAUAAUGCUUGUUUCUUGAAUAAAAGGAGAAUGCAAUGAAAGAAAUAAAAUGAGUACACGGUAAGGAAAUGUGUCCCCUUGUGUUGCAACUUGAAAAUAACUUAAAGGUUUGUACUCUCUCUGUCCGCUUUGUUUCUUUGAGAAAAGCUGAAUGUCUACAGCUGAUCUGAGCCAGGUCGCUGUGGAAGUAUGUAGCUCUCUCCCUUUAUAGACCACACUUGAGCAUUUCUUCUGUACAUAGGUGCAUUUUGAAGCAGAUGAAAAACAACAAAAAAAGGCAGCAAAUGUUAAAUAAGUAAAAUGAGAAAAUUUGAUCCAGUGGAUUUUUAAAAAGGUUGGGGAUUUUUGUUUUUUUUUCCCAACCGAUGUAGCUUGUAAAACGAGAUAUUAUAACUGCCUCCUGUUUGUCAUAGAAUUCACAAAUAAAUGUUUGUUGGAAUUUA